Molecule: messenger RNA, 352 nt
Organism: Phaethon lepturus (White-tailed tropicbird)
Lineage: Eukaryota; Metazoa; Chordata; Aves; Phaethontiformes; Phaethontidae
Product: zeta-sarcoglycan-like
Exons: 4
Biological process (GO): heart contraction; cardiac muscle tissue development
Cellular component (GO): sarcoglycan complex; sarcolemma
Source: RefSeq, a predicted model, not a curated record
AUGUCUCGUAAGUGUCAAGCAGGUUUCAUUGUUUUUCCUGAUGGAAUGGGAAAUUUGAGAGUCACUAAAAAAGGAAUACGACUUGAAGGAAUAUCUGAAUUUCUACUUCCACUAUACGUGAAAGAAAUCCAUUCCCGAAAGGAUAGUCCACUGGUCUUACAGUCUGACAGAAAUGUAACAGUGAAUGCAAGAAAUCACAUGGGACAGUUAACUGGACAACUGACAGUAGGAGCUGAUGCUGUGGAGGCCCAGUGUAAGAAAUUUGAAGUGAGGGCAAGCGAAGGUGGAAAAGUAUUGUUUUCUGCAGAUGAAGAUGAGAUUGUCAUUGGAGCUGACAGACUGAAAGUAACAG